Messenger RNA from Chaetomium globosum CBS 148.51, 1134 nucleotides. RefSeq lists its product as uncharacterized. Gene Ontology annotation, molecular function: protein kinase activity; ATP binding. The coding region runs from base 1 to 1134 and encodes 377 amino acids. The record is from RefSeq and is a predicted model, not a curated record. Gene Ontology annotation, biological process: protein phosphorylation. The transcript is spliced from 2 exons. NCBI's taxonomy places the organism in Eukaryota, Fungi, Ascomycota, Sordariomycetes, Sordariales, Chaetomiaceae.
AUGGCCGUCAAACGCACGAUGUCGGGCACCAGAAGCACCAGGUGGUUUUAUUUUACGGCGGACGACGAAGCCUACGUCGGGGAGUCGGACAAAGACAGGGCUAACCUCAGCUUGGCUGACUUCUCUCGGGGGCUCGAACGUAUCCCCGACGAUGUCAUCUACCCAGAUGUUCCUGCUGGCACGCACAUCACAAUCGCGCCCGAGAAUCUGGCUGAUGGUGCUGUAUUCAUUAAGCGCAUGGCUUUUAACCGGAUCAAAAGUUGUUCGACUAGAAUUGGUCUCCUCAAGGAGGAGGGGCUGAGCGAGGUCCUCGCCAUAGAGAAGGUUUCUAAGACGCCCCAUCCGUACAUUGUCCAGUACCACGGCUGCAGAGUCCAUCGCGGCCGCAUUACGGGCGUGGUGCUAGAAAAGCUCCGGUACUCACUGGCAGACUACACAAAUUUCCAGGAAGACAACGGUGGCGACGGCAGCGACGACGGCGACAGCGACAACGACGCCAAGGAGAGCGAUAACGGCGACGACAGCGAGGGCGACAAUGACAGCGACAGCGACAACGUCGACAACGACCGCGGCGUGCCUAGAACCAAACUCCGCCGGAUAGACAAGGAGGCCUUUCUGGCCGGGGUUGAGUCCGCCAUCAAGUUCCUACAUUCGAUAGGCCUCGCCCACAACAAUAUCAGUCCUGCCAAUAUUAUGGUGCGAGAGGUUGAUGACGGGUCUUACACCCCGGUCCUGGUCGACUUUGGCUCCUGUAUGCCGUUUGGCAUGCACCGGUAUGGUAGGGGCACGCCAGGCUUCAUGGACAGGGAGGACGAGAAUCUUCUUAUCUCGCGUGCUAGGCACGAUGAGUUUGCCCUUCAGCGCCUGAGCGAGUGGUGGCAUAAGGACCAUAGAAAGGAGCGGCUACGCCUUUUGAACGAGUUGAGUGUGAAGUGGCCCAAAGUCCACCAGAAACAACAGAUGACAGACAUGGAGGGUGUGGAGAGCGGCGAGGGUGUGAAGAGCGGCGAGGGUGUGAAGAGCGGCGAGGGUGUGAAGAGCGGCGAGGGUGUGAAGAGCGGCGAGGGUGUGAAGAGCGGCGAGGGUGUGAAGAGCGGCGAGGGUGUGAAGGGCGCCGAGGGCCCCGAGCCCUGA